AUGACUCAAUUCUGUGACAUAAUAGUCGGUAAUCUUCUACUAAGUUCUGGUCCGUCAUGUGCGGUAUCAACACUUAUACCCGGAAUACCAAAUCAAACGGUUCAGACCAUGAAAGGAACUUGCUACUCGAGUCUUAUUUGUAGACAACAAGUCCCGAGAACUUGUGGAGGUAUAGCCGCACAAAACUCCACUUACUUCACAAAUCCCGGAUUUCCCUCGGCUUACAAUAAUACCAAUACACUUGAUUUCAUGGACUUUGAAUUAAUGCAACCAAAUGACGGCAACUGUGAUAGCGAUCGACGUGGAUGGGGUUCAGGGGCCUAUCAUUCUGAACGUGCGAACAGAGGGGUCGGCGCAGAGGCGAUGGAAUAUUCUUGUGUCACAAAUUGAAUGCAUGAAUCCCUCGAGAGCUCCACCGAAUUGUUUGCAAUACUUUGUGGGCCCGACAGGAGUUAUCAUGAGUUUUAACUAUGAUUUCCUAAAGCAAGCGAACACUGAUUCAAAUUCUAAAGGCGUCG
Oppiella nova is the source of this 518-nucleotide messenger RNA. The record is from the annotation of a GenBank genome assembly. Lineage: Eukaryota; Metazoa; Arthropoda; Arachnida; Sarcoptiformes; Oppiidae.